This is a messenger RNA of Apis mellifera (honey bee), 1817 nucleotides long. Its product is annotated as G patch domain-containing protein 2-like. The record is from RefSeq and is a predicted model, not a curated record. The coding region runs from base 500 to 1753 and encodes 417 amino acids. Lineage: Eukaryota; Metazoa; Arthropoda; Insecta; Hymenoptera; Apidae. The transcript is spliced from 6 exons.
AUAUAUAGACACAUACAAAUACGAUUCCAUACUAUCGCAAAAUAAAGAAGAUAGGAAGAUUUAUAGCGCACAGUGAAAACAUUUUUGGAAUUGACAGUUUUCUAUCAUUCAUCUUAUUUUUUUUUAAUUGUCAACAAAUAAAAAACUUAUUUAACAAUGAUAUCAAUUUAAGGAAAAUUUAUAUCUUCCGCAAUUUUAUAUACAAGAAACAAACACAUCCUUCAAAUGGAGCGUGUUUUGAAAGCUGUACCAGCGGAUUUAAGAGUAAAAAUGGAGGCACUUGUGCAUGAUUUAACUUUGGCAUUAGAAGAAAGCAACAAUAGUGCAAAUAUGAGACGCAGAUGGGGUAUUAGAAGAAGAGCCCGUUCCACGGGCAAUAUUCUUCCAGUCUACUUCUACAAGGCAGACAGAGGAUUGUUAUCAAGAUUGUGUUUAUAGAAACCAUAUUUCAUUACUCAAAGAAGUCAAAUUUUAUAAAUCUUUGAAAACAUCACUUCACAUGAAUAAACAAUCGGAUGACAGUUCAUCUUCCAUUUGUGAUAUCCAUAUUCCAAAAAAUAACACUGCCUCCAAAUAUCAGUCUGAUAGUGAUGAUACCAACCAAACAAAAAGAUUUGCACGAUUUUCUAAUUCAAACAAUGCUAGCAACAUUGAAAGUGAUUCAGUUAAUGAAAAUUUUGUACCUAGAAUAAAUCCACGACGUAAACGAAAAUUUAAAAGAAUGGCUAUUGAUUCUGAUUCUAAUCCAUCAACUUCUCAGACUGUUGCACUGUCAGCAACACUUGCAAAUAAAAAAAGAAUUUUACGAAGUGAUUGUAAAAAUAGAUAUGGAACAAUAUGGUGUGGAAAACGUAAGAGGUCUUGUAGAGAACGAUCAACAGAUUGUGAUAUGAGAUCAUUAAAACCAAAUAGAAAUACAAAAUCAAAAAAUCGUAUCAAGAUACAAACUGAAGAUGGUAUUGAUUGUUCAAGAAUAUCCAGUUCAAGUAUUUCAUCUAGUGACUCAGAAACUGGUCUUAUGACAAAUGAUGAAGAUCGAGAAGGAGAUGAUGAGCAAUCAGAUUGGAUUGGAGAACCAAGUUGGUGGGAUGAUGGCGAAAGUACUAAUGAAGAUAAAGUUAAUACUGAUUCAUCAUUUCAAAUGAUGAUACAUGGAAAUUUUGAACAUACAACAGUUGAAACAAGAAAAAGUUAUAGAAAAAGAAUUCAAAGAAUUCGAGAAGGUCUCAGUGGAAGAGAAAUCCGCGCUGGUCGUCGACAUGUUGAUAAUAAACCUGGAUAUUCAAUUAUUACAUCAGCAAAUGAAAAAGUUUCUAGAUUCUUACAAGAUCCUACUCAAAAUGAACUUAGAUUACAUCCUAUGCGACAAGCUGAAAGAGAAAAACUUCGCAGGCUUGCAAAUUUAUAUAGUUUAAGUUUAAAAGGAGAUUUAGGUUGUCCGAUUUUAUAUAAAACUCGACAUACUACACAAGCUAUUUGUGUAGAUCAAGUAUCAUUUAAUCGAUUUUCUGGUUAUAAAAGGCUAAGAAGAACUCCACCAAAUUCACCUAACUCAGAAUUAAUAAUGCAUAAUCAGGAACAUCAAAUUUCUAAUACAGGUUUUGGUUCACAAAUUAUAAAUCCUAUAUCAAAUUUAGAUUCAUUGCAAACAUUACCACAAUUUUCUCAUUUUAAAUGGGAUUCAAAUAGCAUGGAUAUUGAAAUUCAUGGAAAACCAAAAUUACAUGAUUUUGAUCAUUCAAAAUCAAGUUAAAUUAAACAGUUGUUUGUUAAUUUGUUUUUUGAAAUAAAUUAUUUGUGUAUAUUCAUAUGGUAUA